AUGGUGUUGUUAUUUAUAUGUUCUCAAGCUCUGCAACAAAACAAAAAACCGACUUAUUUGAUAAGACCAUUUACAAGAAUCACCAUUCAAAAUAAUAAUGAAUAUCUUCUGGGAGUCCAUUGCAAAUCAAAAGACGACGAUAUAGGUUUUCGUAGUCUUCAAAAGGGUGAAAUAUAUAGUUAGUUUCAUAUUAAUUUUUCGAAUAAUACACUCUUUUUCUGUGGAUUCAGCCAUGGACAAAUAAACAAGGGUGUUUUCGACCUUUACGUAGUUGAUAGAGAUUACAAGAGAUGCACAAAGUGUUUGUGGAAAGCAGAAAAGGAUGGGCUUUAUGGAAAUGGCGAGUUCCCAAACCUAGCUCUUGUGUUUUUUAAAUGGAUAAAGUAA
Messenger RNA from Brassica oleracea var. oleracea, 387 nucleotides. RefSeq lists its product as uncharacterized. The record is from RefSeq and is a predicted model, not a curated record. NCBI's taxonomy places the organism in Eukaryota, Viridiplantae, Streptophyta, Magnoliopsida, Brassicales, Brassicaceae.